CUGCAGAUGAAGACACCGGAGCGUGGUUCUCUGUUCGGAGCCCGAGCAGAGCAGAUGGAUGUUAUUGCUAAGAGGAGGUUGGCGUGAGGAAGCCCAGAGAGAAGACAGUCGGCUGAGCCCAUGUGACAGACAUGAAGAUCCUGUGCUAUGGACCAGUGCGUCCGGACAGACUGGCUUGUACCGCUUUAUCCUCUGCAGUCUUGUCUCUCCUCUAUCUGCUUGGUUCGGUCCAUGGCUGUCCCAGACCCUGCACCUGCUCCAAUAACUCCACAAACUGCACUGGGGUGGGCCUUGUGUCUCUGACCCCCAUCACAUCCCUCCUGGACCAGGACCUACGCGAGCUGCACCUCUCCCAAAACAACCUCUCGUCUCUGGGUCACUCGGAACUGUCCAACCUCAGUUCUCUGAAAUUCCUGGAUCUAUCUAACAAUUAUUUUUCAUUCCUACAUGGGGGAGUGUUUUCCAGCCAGACAAAUUUAAGAUGGUUGAAUUUGUCUGGGAACUACCUCGGAGGUCAAACAACAACCGUAUCCGGCCACAUGAAUAAUUUGGAGAUUAUUUUUGGACUAAAUCAAAGUCAUGGAAGUAUCGGGAUCAGUAAGGAGGUUUUUAGGGGGUUGUUGAGACUAGAUAUAUUGGACUUGUCAUUGAAUGGGCUACUGUGGCUGCCCAAAGGCCUGCUGGACGGGCUAGAGGGGCUGGUGUGGUUGUCUUUAGCCGGAAACAGACUCACGUCCCUGGACAGAGCUACGUUCGAGCCCCUGGUGAGGCUCCAGCAGCUCCAAGUCAGUGGUAACGCUUGGGUCUGUGACUGCAAACUGAGGGACUUUAAGCACUGGAUGGAGUGGCUCAUUUACAGAGAUGGGCAGGUGGACUCGAUGCGCUGCAGUCUCCCGGGGAAUCUCAAAGACCGAGACAUCCGCAACGUUCCGGCCGAAAUGUUCAGCUACUGUCUGCACCAAAAGACAACCAAACCCAUCUCCACCUCAACCACCACCACCACCAAGGACGCCCAUUCCACCUAUGCCACCAGGCCGCCCUGCCCUCCCGGUCGGAUCCAGAAUAAUGAAGAUUGCGUCCGCCAGCGCUACCGACCCGCUAGUGUCAGGAGGGCCCACGGGACGCAGAUCAUCGCGGGUGUGGUGUGUGGGACGGUCUGUGUUAUGAUGGUGGUUGCAGCGACGUAUGGUUGCGUCUACGCGUCCUUGAUGGCCAGGUACCAGAAGGAGGUGAAGAGCAGGGGCCAGCCACUUAUGGCAGAGUCUGGGGCGGAUACGGAUCUGGAAGACGGGCAGAUGUCUCCCAGUUCUCCAGAAGAAUCGCCGCCAAAAGAAUCCGGGGGUUUUGUGCAUGGGUAUAGGAUCAGCAGCUUCUGA
Periophthalmus magnuspinnatus is the source of this 1376-nucleotide messenger RNA. Its product is annotated as leucine-rich repeat and transmembrane domain-containing protein 2-like. Gene Ontology annotation, cellular component: plasma membrane. Bases 132 to 1376 code for a protein of 414 amino acids. NCBI's taxonomy places the organism in Eukaryota, Metazoa, Chordata, Actinopteri, Gobiiformes, Gobiidae. The transcript is spliced from 4 exons. The record is from RefSeq and is a predicted model, not a curated record. Gene Ontology annotation, molecular function: protein binding.